Messenger RNA from Momordica charantia (bitter melon), 2081 nucleotides. Its product is annotated as calcium/calmodulin-regulated receptor-like kinase 1. The record is from RefSeq and is a predicted model, not a curated record. Gene Ontology annotation, biological process: protein phosphorylation. Gene Ontology annotation, molecular function: ATP binding; protein kinase activity. NCBI's taxonomy places the organism in Eukaryota, Viridiplantae, Streptophyta, Magnoliopsida, Cucurbitales, Cucurbitaceae.
UUCAUAAAUAAUCAAAAGUUUUCGACAAGAAAAAAGGAAGAAACCCAAAAUCCGAAGCAUUUUUGUUUAAUUCUCUUCGUAGUUGUCGACUCGUAGUCCAAAUCCAUCUUCCCGAGAUAGAAAGUAGUCGACAGAUCGUAUUUCGACUCUGGAGUUACUUGAAAACCACUUUCGUCUCAUGUCUCCUCACUGAUUCCUUUCUGUGAGUCGCAUUCUUCGAAUCUCACUUCAUUACCCAUUACCCAUUUUCUCUCCUUUUUUUUCCUUCAUUCCAACGCCACCCAUCUCUCUUUAACUUCCCACUUCUCAGAAAUCAGUUCGCUUCCAAGGUUUUGAGCAUCGGAUGUUGGUUAGCAUGCUUGGGAAUUUCGUAAGAAUGAGAUGCAGAUCAACUGUUUGAUUUAUUGGGAGAGAAGCUGUUCUGAACGAUAUAAUCAUUUUUUAACUUUUGUGAUGAUUUUGGAGAAGAAAUGAACAGUACUUUGUCUGUUCCAGAAAAUUGUUUGGUCUACUGCACUGAGUUUAUGGCUUAUUAUGAACUUCUUCUUGCAGGGUUGUAAUGGAUUAAGCUAUUGGAUUAUUGGCAGUUGGGAAGCAAAAAGGAGGAGAUGAAAGGGGAGUCAUCCGGACUGAUUAUUGGGAUUUCUAUAGGGGUUGUGAUCGGCAUUCUUUUGGCGGUUUUGGCUCUCUUCUGCUUUAGGUACCAACGGAAACGUUCACAGAUAGGAAAUAGCAGUUCCCGGAGGGCAACGACAGUUCCUAUUCGGAUGAAUGGCGCUGAUUCUUGCACUAUACUAUCAGACUCAACCUUAGCUCCUGAGUCACCUGUUAAAUCUGGCCACAAUGGGAUGUCCCACUGGCUUGAUGGAUUCAGGAAGAGUAAUGUUGUUGCAGCUUCUGGGAUACUUGAGUAUUCUUACAGGGAUCUGCAAAAGGCGACCUCCAAUUUCACGACUGUGAUAGGACAAGGAGCAUUUGGUCCUGUUUAUAGAGCUCAAAUGGGUAGUGGUGAGACGGUUGCAGUUAAAGUGCUAGCAACUGAUUCCAAGCAAGGGGAGAAAGAGUUCCAAACAGAGGUUAUGCUACUCGGAAGGUUGCAUCACCGGAACCUUGUAAAUUUGGUCGGGUACUGUGCUGAGAAAGGCCAGCAUAUACUUAUUUACGUAUAUAUGAGCAAAGGAAGCUUGGCUUCUCACUUAUACAGUGGGAAGAAUGAACCAUUGAGCUGGGAUUUACGGGUUCGCGUGGCUUUAGAUGUUGCACGGGGCCUGGAAUAUCUCCAUGAUGGUGCAGUCCCACCCGUAAUACAUCGCGACAUCAAGUCUUCAAACAUUUUGUUGGAUGAUUCCAUGAGGGCUAGGGUUGCUGAUUUCGGGCUUUCCAGAGAAGAGAUGGUUGAUAGACAUGUAUCCAAUAUUCGUGGAACUUUUGGUUACCUGGAUCCUGAAUAUAUAUCUUCUAGAAAAUUCACAAAGAAAAGCGACGUUUACAGUUUUGGAGUAUUGCUCUUUGAGCUUAUAGCUUGCAGAAACCCACAACAAGGCCUGAUGGAGUAUGUUGAACUUGCAGCAAUGACUUCAGAUGGGAAAGUUGGGUGGGAAGAAAUUGUGGACGAUCGUGUAGAAGGAAACUUUAAUGUGCAAGAGCUGAACGAAGUUGCAGCUCUUGCAUAUAGAUGUGUUAACCGUAACCCCCGAAAACGGCCUACCAUGAGAGACAUUGUACAAGUGAUCUCAAGGAUCGUCAACUUGAGGCUGGAGCUGAAGCAUCAUAGAAAAUCUAUGUCAGCCAUGACAGAUGAAGUUUCUAUCGACAUCGACCACCCCCAGCACUUGAGAAAGGAUUCAAUGGACAGUGCUUCUGAUACCCAUGAAAUUUAGACCAUAGCUUUUAUUCCCUUUUGGCUUUUCUCUUGAUUGUUCAUCUUGGGUUUCAGAUUCUCUUUGCUUUUGUGUAUGAUAGUUGAUUCUUUCAGUGUUUUUUUUUUUCAAUUUGAAAUUUUGUACAUUACUCAGAAUAUAGAGCUUGUAAAGUUUCUUCAUUGUAAUGACCCACAAUUGUGAAAGAGAACUUUCCUUGAA